GGAAGGUUCAGUGUUGUGGUAGAGGCGGAGGGGAGCAGGCGCGCGCCCACCUCACCUCUCGCCACGUCAGAUAUUAAUCUUUUUUUCCUUCCUCCUGUCGUCACCCUGUGCCCUUGGGGCUCCCUCCGUCAGGAGUAGCCACCGUGCAGGACCUCUCGCACCUACACACUCUCUGGGGGGAAAAACUCAACUGCCAGUGAAAUGAAGGGAGACCAUGUGGUUUUAGUGUUGGUGAGCUGUACCUUGUGUAUUUCUGUCCCGACAUCAGCAGCUCCUCCACACAAAAAAAACAUAAACACUGCAAUUGCGAUCCAACAGAGAAACGAGACUUUAUCCGAGAAUACCGAGAGACAAAAAUCGAAGCCAGGUAAAGUACUUAUCCAAGACAAAAAUGAUGAACCUGUUCGACGGCUGAAAGAUGAUGAAUUAAAAUUGGAUGAUAACCCUGAUCAUAAACAACCACAACAGUCCAGGACUGACUCAAAAUUGAAUAACCCAGGUCAAGAUAAAAAACAGUCUGGGGUUGACCCAAACAUUGAUGAUAACCCAGGUCAGGAUGAGAAACAGUCUGGGGCUGACCCAAAAGUGGAUGAUAACCCAGGUCAGGAUGAGAAACAGUCUGGGGCUGACCCAAAAGUGGAUGAUAACCCAGGUCAGGAUGAGAAACAGUCUGGGGCUGACCCAAAAGUGGAUGAUAACCCAGGUCAGGAUGAACUACAGCCUGAGGCUGACCCAAACAUAGACGGUAAACCUGGUCAGGGUGAAAAACAGCCUGGGGCUGACCCAAAAGGGGCUGAUAAGCCUGGUCAGGAUGAACAACAGCCCACGGUUGAGCAAGAAUUGGGCGAUACCUCAGGCCAGGCUGCACAGUCUAGAGAUGACGAAAAAUUUCAUAAUAGUCCUGGUCACAACCAUGAAAUUUCUAUUGAUAACUCAGACUAUAAAAAAGAUUCUGAUCCGGGAAUUAUAUCAGCUGGAAAUGAUCAAGAAAAUAAAAAAUCUGAAGCAAAAUCUCAAGACACUGAGAACCUGAUUACUGAAGAAGCUGCUGACAACACUGAAGAUACACAGGAUCCAGGUGAUUCAGAAGUUAAAGAAGAUCCAGACACUUCAAACACUGCCUUGGCUUCAGUUAAGGAAGAUAGCAUCUUAAACACCAAUAGAGACAGUAGUGUACAGAAUUCCGAUGUUAAAGAUGGAGAGAGACCAGGAGAUGUACAGAGAAAAGAACCAGAUAAUAGAAAGUCACAUCCAAUUAUUUUUCCAGAGUCCUCUAAUCCCUCAGUUGCACCAUUACCAACACAAGGUAUUCAGGAUCCAAAUAAAUCUACCCCAGGCUCAGAAAAGGUGAGCUCCAGUAUGAAAACAACAACAACAACAACAACAACAGUAUCCAGUCUACCGAUUGUUGCAGAAAUUGCAAAGCCAGAAGACUACCAAUCAGUGGAAGCCAAAAUGGGAAAAGCUUCGGACUCUCAGUCGGAGAACGACUUGUCAUACGACGACAACAGCUACAUAAGCGAUCCUCAUGAGGAAGGAGAUUUUGAGGUGAAACCUGCCGGCAACGAGGAAGCUCCGUCGCAAGUCAAUAAUGGAGGAAAGUUCCGUGACGAUGAGGACUCGCACUUCUUUGCAUAUUUCCUCACCAUCAUGGUGACGGCCAUCAUUUUCUACCUUGUGUUCCACAAUAAGCAGAGAAUUAUUGCCUUGAUAAUUGAAGGUCGGGCACCUAGAAGUGGCAGAACUCGUAGGUCAUCUAGUCGAGCCAAAUAUCACAAGCUUGACAACAACCUUGAAGAAGCCAUAACAGCCACCAAGGGUUCAAAGUAUGACAGAAUGUACUAGGAGUGUGCGGACUUUCACACACUUGUGUAUUUUUCUUGUUUGAGUUUGUGCACCGCUCUGUAGUUUUUUUUUAGCCAAGAAAACAGGCACAAAACUGGAUGCUUUGUUGGGUAGUGGAGAAAGGCACUGCAUAAUGCUUUGAUGAAGGUAUUGCACAAAAAAUGUUGCUGUAACUACAGUACUUGGAAUUUGAGAGGAAAUUUGGGAUUCCAUUUUGUGUCUGUAACAGUUCUUUUUCCAUGGCGCUCUCUUUGCCUUUGGUGAAAGAAUAUAAGACUAAUACAAGUGAGUUUAACACCUGCUGGCUAUAAUUUUAUGGCUAAGAAUUCAUUGUAGUACAGCAAGGCUUUGCUAGUUUGUGCUAACUGAAUGCCUGAUCUGCUAAAGUAGUCGUGUAAUCACAGAAGUGUUACCAAAUACAGUAUGUACAAAUGAUGGCAACUUGGACAGCAACUAGGAAUACCACCGAGUUUUUAAUAAACUUGCUAAGAUCUAGUAAAUAGUGAGCCAAAAAUAAAGUGCUAAAUUAAUCCUGAAACCAAACAAAAUUCAACAUUUAAGUAAAUAAAAAGAAAGUUAAUUACUUAUCUGUGGGAUGAGUCUUAAAAUGUCAGAUAAAAUACCAUGGUCAUCUAAUAUAUAUAUGGAUAAUAAUUUUAAUCACAUAACACAAGCAUGUUUUCCUGUUACUAUCAAACUCUUGUUAAUAAUAAUAAUAAUACAGUUUGAGUUUUUGAGGGCUAAGGCAAAAGAAAUUCAUUUGUGCUAAGCACCUUCGGGUAAUUAUAUACUGGUUUGUACAUGCCUACAAAUCAAUGGUGAAAUUCACAGCAUCUUGAAUUAAACGUUCAGGGUGAUGGUUAAGUGUUACAAUACUGCUUUCACAAGUUCAGUAAACAUAAGUUUGUUGCAAAACUGACACUGUUUGCCCUCCUUGCUUCCUUAUGCAAUCACUUUACAAGGCAUUCUUUCAACAUGUCUUGACCAUCUCGGAACACUUUCCUUAUUCUUGCGGUGUGUGUUGACUUUUGAAUUGCACAUCAUGUUAUUUGUAUUUUGUGCUCUAAUCUGCUAAUACCACUCACGCUUCCCAGAAUACCUAUUUUUACCGGUUUACACAUUCUUUAUCUUUGGGUUUACACGUUCUUGCCACAGUUGCCUUGUACAAGAGUCGGCACUAGUAAUGUUUCAAACCGGCAUAUAGCUGCAUCUACUUCUUUUAGGCCUAGUCUAAGCUGGGCUUGCUUUGCUCCAGCCUCUGUCCUUCCUUGUCACACACCCUAUUAUUGGGUCAUAUUGCACACAUUUCUCUCAUCAAUCACUCGCACCAGGUAUUUAAGUGAUUGAUCGCCUAAUAUUUCACCAUUCAGACUUGUUUCAUAAGUUUCCCUCUCUCCAACACUGUUAACCGAUUUUAUUCGAAUCAAUCAAAUUUUCAGCUGUCUUCACGAAUCUGUAAACUCCUUCUAAUAAUGAAUGACUAUUUGCAUACAGUAAUUCAAAUUUAACAUACUACUGUAUAACACGGUGGUCUACACAUUCGACUCGCAACAGGAAUUAUUUUAGGUUUGCACCUUUUGUACCCUGAUCUCCACCAUGACCCCCAUCUAUUUAUGUAAUGAUCGACCAAGGUGAUAUUACACAACCCUGGUGCACCACUUCACUAAUUUGAUAAAUGCUCCUUACAAAAAAACAUGUCAACCCAUGGUGGAUAGGCCACUGAACUUUCAAGCCUUCUCUCUCCACAUCCAGAUCCUCUUCCAAGAAUUGAAUCUCCACACCCUUCUUCCUCCCCUAUCCUUUCCAAGCUCUUUGGCCAUAAAAAGCAAAAGCUCCUCACACUAUAUAUGAAUUUAGCACUGAACUCCAAACAAGGCAGGACUUUAGAAUGCUGAUCAUAAACAUUUAAAUUUCUUGCUCUUCAGUAUUUUAACAGAUUUCAAUUUUGCAGUCCAUCACAUUUGUUUCUCCUUCUGUAUUCUAACCACUAAAUCGAUCUCCAAUACUUCACUCUCCCACCUGUGAAAACCCAUCACCUAGCCUUUCUCUGAUUGCACAUUGUAUAACUCCUUCACCACCUUGUAUACCACUUUCUGCUGUAAGCACUGGAGCAUUAGAAACAAAGAUUGGUCAGCAAACAGUUUCAAUUAACGUCAACAAAACUGACACCCUGCAAA
Messenger RNA from Procambarus clarkii (red swamp crayfish), 4022 nucleotides. RefSeq names its product trans-Golgi network integral membrane protein 1. The record is from RefSeq and is a predicted model, not a curated record. NCBI's taxonomy places the organism in Eukaryota, Metazoa, Arthropoda, Malacostraca, Decapoda, Cambaridae.